Trichoplusia ni (cabbage looper) is the source of this 4133-nucleotide messenger RNA. It is a transcript of the gene Zn72D, whose product is annotated as zinc finger RNA-binding protein. The record is from RefSeq and is a predicted model, not a curated record. Gene Ontology annotation, cellular component: precatalytic spliceosome. NCBI's taxonomy places the organism in Eukaryota, Metazoa, Arthropoda, Insecta, Lepidoptera, Noctuidae. Gene Ontology annotation, molecular function: single-stranded RNA binding; double-stranded RNA binding; zinc ion binding. The transcript is spliced from 18 exons. Bases 84 to 2879 code for a protein of 931 amino acids.
GCCAUAUUUGUCAAAGACAAACAAAACGCCGGUCUUUUCCGCUCCGAAGCGUCUGCUGUUGUUUCAUUGCGGAAAAUUGGUAAAUGAUGGCAGCAAAUAAUUAUUUUGGGUUUACUCAUGGAGGAACCCAAUAUGGAGCGGCGACAGCGAGUGCGGCAUAUGGGGGCCAAACAGGGUAUGCGGUAGCGCCAGCGGCGACUGCUGCUACCUACGGAACCCAACGUGCCGCCGCCACAGGAUACGACACGGCUUAUCAGGCAGCAGCGGCUACUCAAGCAGCGGCUCAUGCUCAUGCACAUGCAGCAGCCGCAGCAGCAUCUGCUUAUGAUGCCAGUAAGUCAGCAUACUAUCAGCAAGCGGCUGCAGCCUACCCUGCAGCGGCACCUCCACAGCCGCAGCCCACAUAUGAUGCUACAGCUGCUAAACCAGCCUACUCUACACCAGCAACUUAUGCUCAAUGUUCAGUGGGUACUGUAGCGGGUGUGUUCGCGCAGGGCGGCGCGCGCGCGGGCGGCGGCGCCAAGCCGGCGUACGGCGGCGUGUACACGGCCACGACGGCCGCCACGUCGUACCCCACGCAGGCCUACACGGCUACGCCCGCGCAGCCCGCCAAACGUCAGUAUAUACACGUCAACAUAGAGCCAACAAACAGAGGGAACACAGCAUACGACACUGCUCUCUAUAACGCGGCAACGAUGUAUGUCGCGCAACAAAACAAAACGGGAGGUGGAACCGGCUGGAAGAACUACAACAAGAGCGGCGUGGGCGCCGGGCAGGCGCGCCGGCCCAAGCCGCCGCCCAAAGCGCAGCAGCUGCACUACUGCGACGUCUGCCGCAUCUCGUGCGCCGGCCCGCAGACCUACAAGGAGCACCUGGAGGGCCAGAAGCACAAGAAGAAGGAGGCCGCCGUCAAGCUGGCCGCCGCCGGCGCCGCGGCCGGCGCGCUGCGCGGCGCGGGCGGCGGCGCGCUGCGCUGCGAGCUGUGUGACGUCACCUGCACCGGCGCCGACGCCUACGCGGCGCACGUGCGCGGCAUCAAGCACCAGAAGGUCGUCAAGCUGCACACCAUGCUGGGCAAGCCCAUCCCCUCCACCGAGCCCACCAAGCUCGGACAAGCCAAAAAGACGGUGGCCGGAACACCGAAGAUCGCAUUCGUUGCGUCCGGCGGGCUCAGUACAGUCGCGGGUACCUCCAACAAAGACCCAAAACCUGCCCAAGGCGAAAAAGACAAGGACGGCGAGGACAAGGACGACGAGGCCGACACCGAGCCCGAGGUCCAGCCCGUGGGGCAGGACUACAUCGAGGAGAUCCGCGGCGACGACGGCAAGGCCCUGUCCUUCAACUGCAAGCUCUGCGACUGCAAGUUCAACGACCCCAACGCCAAGGAAAUGCACAUGAAGGGCCGCCGCCACCGCCUGCAGUACAAGAAGAAGGUACAACCUGAUUUGGAGGUGAAAGUGAAGCCAUCAAUGCAUCAGCGCAAGUUGGCAGAGGCGAAGGCGCAGAGAAUGAUGGUACGCGAUGAAAUGUGGGCGCGUCGUCGCAUGCAUGACGGCAUGGAGGAGGAGGAGCGCAUGUACUGGGAGGGCGGCCUGGAGGCCUGGUGGGCGCGGCCGCACCAUCACCACGCGCUGGCGCCCGGCUACCCGCCGCCCGCGCGCCGCCCCGAGACCUCGGACGACCGCCACGUGCUGGCCAAGCACGCCGACAUCUACCCGCCCGACGCGCAGCUGCAGGACAUCCAGCGCGCCGUCAGCCACACCGAGAAGGCGCUCAAGUCGCUCUCCGACGCGCUCGCCGACCAGGCGCGCCCCAAGGGACCCAAUGCGGCUAAAGCUUCAGCUAAGCCAGAUGACAAGAAGGAUGAUAAGCCUGAAGGAAAAGAAGACGGUCGUGAUAAUCAAUUGUUCUCGUUCGCGUGCGAGGGCGAGGCCGGCGCGGGCGCGGGCGCGGGCCCCGGCGCGGGCGAGGCGGGCGCGCGCGCGCUCAAGGGCGUCAUGCGCGUGGCGCUGCUGGCCAAGGGGCUGCUGCUCAAGGGCGACCGCGACGUGCGCCUCGUCGUGCUGUGCCACGACCGCCCCACCGUCACGCUGCUCAAGCGCGUGGCCGCCGACCUGCCCGCGCACCUCGCCAAGGUCAAGGGCGGCGCGGACGAGCCCCGCUACAAGGUGGAGCUGCUGGCGGCGGAGGGCGCGGUGUCGGUGUCGGACGGCGGCGUGGCGGUGCUGGUGAGCCUGACGUCGGCCGUCAUGCGCGAGCCCGCAGACGGUGGCGACAUAAAGCGAGACGACAAGGAUGUGCUACCGCGGCAGAAGUGUUUGGACGCGUUGGCCGCCCUUCGGCACGCCAAGUGGUUCCAGGCUAGGGCGGCCACGCUGCAGUCCUGCGUCAUCAUCAUCCGCAUCAUGCGGGACCUCUGCCGCCGCAUCCCCAACUGGUCGCCGCUCAACCCUUACGCGAUGGAGCUGCUGGUGGCCGGCGUCAUGCAGUCGGCGGGCGCCGCGCUGUCGCCGGGCGAGGCGCUGCGCCGCGUCAUGGAGGCCGUGGCGGGCGGCCUGCUGCUGGAGCACGGGCCCGGCCUGCGCGACCCCUGCGAGAAGGAGCUCGUCGAUGCUCUGGGUAACCUGCCACCUCAGAAACGUGAAGAUCUGACUGCAUCAGCACAGCAAUUUCUCAGACAGAUUGCUUUUAGACAAAUUCACAAAGUGCUAGAUAUGGAGCCGCUUCCCAAGCUGAAGCACACAACGGGCGCGUGGAAGUUCCCGCGCAAGCGCAGGCGCUCCAACACCGACGCAGAUGCGGACACUCCUAACGGUGAAGGCAAGGUGGUGAAAACAGAGGAGAAAACCGAUGCGUCUGAAAACCAAGCCAAGAAGUAACAGUCAAGACUUCCCGCUGCUGCUGUGCUCGCUGUGCCCACGUUUUCGGGAAUCGUUUAUUUUCAGACAUUUUAAUUACUCUAAUAAUCACUAAAAUGUGACGGCAUAGCCAUCGCAGCAUCAGCAAGUAUACUUUGCUCUGUGUUAGCUAGUGCGUGCGAGUCAAAAUCUCCGAUAUUUUGUAUUACCGUGUAUGGUUUACAUAAAAUGUUUUUUUGGUCACACAAACUCGUGGUGAUGAUCUGUCCAAAAUAUUCUAGUACACAUAAAUAUAAUGCCGCGAUUUACAGUAGUGUUUAAUAUUAGUUAGGAUUAGACUUCUAUAUUAUAUAAGUAGGGUUAGCGUAUGCAAAGAGACAGGGAAAGUCUAACUGACGAAAUGCCGAUCGCUGUAAAGGAAUUGUCAUAGAGAUGAUUGCGAUUAGAGUAUAUGGAUCUGUCUCAGACAAUGGAGCAUUUGGAGAAUAAUAUCUGUAUAGCUCUUCGUCUUCCACAGUAUGAGCGACGAAGUCUCUAAUCUCCAAGUUUGCAGACAGUUUUUAUGAGAUAGGGUUACAGUAUUUUGACUUUAUUCAUAUUUAGUUCCUUACCUGCCCAGCCACGCUGGUCACGGGUACGUUAUCCUGCAACGAUGCAGUUUAUUUUUAAUAUACGAUACCCUAUAUUUAAUAGUCGUGUAAGGUGUAUAUUUUCGUGUAUGAAUUUUUAUGCUGCCUCAUGUGGAAGUAUACUUAGUAUUGUAUCCAAGAAUUGGUAUGAGGUCAGCUUUGGUCCUAUUUUGUCGAAAUCAACAAAUAAUGUUUAGUACACGCAGUACCCGGUAAGUACCAUAUGGUACUUACGACCUGUAUUUAUACGUCAAAGCAAUUGCUAUUUUUUCUGGUUUAGGCAUUAAUAACAGUAUACCGUAAGCUAACGCAUCUGAAUACGUUGCAAUAACGAUAAUGCCUUAAUUAUGACAGUUCUGUGUUAUAUACGUUAAACUUUAUUGCUGUUCCGAUAGCAAUGUUAGUAAUUUAGCAAACACCAAUCUUUUAUUAUUAAUAUCGAGUUCAUAUCGCACCAUGCUACAUAAGAAUUCGGUGUGUGAUGUGUUGUAUUAUAUUAUUUAUUAUAAUAAAGGGUUAUUAUGUUAUGACCCAUGAAAAUUCGAUACAUUUAAUAAUUUCUAACUAGGUUCUGUGAAACUUUUUUUUGUAUUGUGAACAUUAUGUACUUGGGAGAUUAAUGUCAAUAAAGAUAAUGACUACAGUU